CAGAAAUCGCUGGUUCAUUCCUUGUGUGUUUUUUUUUUUGGAGCGUGAUUUCCUCUUAGUUUUCAUCGUCUGAUGGAAAAAUCAUCCUGCUAGGGGCCACCUAGCGCCAUGUCCUUCGUUAUCCUGCGCUCUACAGUCAGAUAACACAUCGUUUUCAACAAUUAAGAGGACACUCGCAAACAGCCUCCUCUCCUGAUGGCUUUUUUCCAGCAGCUGAAACUUCUUCUCUGGAAGAAUGGGCUCGCAGUCAUCAGACAGCCACUAUGGUCCCUGACUCUGGUUGUCUGGCCUCUGAUCAUCUUCAUCAUCAUUGCUGUGACGCGCAACCAAUUCCCUCCAGUAAUAAAACAUACAUGUUAUGUGGGACCCAGAAACUUACCCAGCACAGGCUUCUUCCCUUUCCUGCAGACCCUCAUGUGCAACACAGACAGCAACUGUCACAACAAAUCCCGCCUGGUGGACCCAGCUGCAUCAAAGUCAACUGCAAGGUCACUCAACAUGAAGGAUUCUCCACUGUCACAACUGAUUAAGGGGGAAGAGUUUUUCAACUACCCUAUUCCUAAGGGCAUUGGCAAUGAUCCUGCAGCACUGAUUGAUGUCUUAAACAACUUUUUUGGUUCAUCUCACCAAGGAAGCUCCAAUAACGCCUCGUACAUGAACGCAAUGAAUAACACACUUCCUGCUGAUCAGGGGUCCCCAGAGCAAAUGCUGGAGUCAGUGAACCUGUUGAAGAGAGCCAUCUGUUCCCUGACACUGCCCAUGAUAAACAUCACGUCACCCAACAGCAUCUCCUAUGCUGUGGUCACUUUCUGCAGUUCCAACAACACUAUGUUGGAAGUCUCGCUCAACACACUAAACCAGAUACUGACGCAGCUGAUGAUGAAAGAGCCUGAUGAGAUGAUGUCGUUGGCUGGCGUUGCGGUGUUGCUGUUCGAUCAACUGCAAAAUCAGACCUCACUGUGGGAAACCCUUCUUGCCAUUCCCAAGCUCCUCACUUCUGGUUCCAUCGACCAAGGGCUGGACAGCGCUGAUAUCCUACUCACCAACUUACAGGGUUCUCUGCAUGUCAUCGAGAGCAAUUUCCCAGAAGCAGGUGCCUCACUUUCCACGGUGCAUCCACUGCUUGCAGGAGGCAUCAACUUCAUCAACUAUGCUCAAAACUGGCCCGGCAGAGAUGUGUCCAUUUCCCUUGGAGCGGUUGUCACAUUGCAGAAUGACUCACUAAGUGAAAUGGUGAAAACUCUAUUACAAAACAUCAAAAUACCCCUGGACAAGGCUAUUGGCCUGACAUUGGACAGAAGCAUGGCACGUUCGUACUUGUGUGACAACAGCAGCAACCCGAUGUGGAUAACAGCAGCGUGCAGCACCGGCACAGUGGACAUGCUUCUGGGUUGGAUCAGCCCUGAUAAGUUGGCGAAGCAGGCUCUCCUGGUGUGGAGUAAGCACGUUGCCCCUCACGACGUGUCCUAUGCAAAAGGGCUGCUGCACAGUCUGAUGGGAACGUUAUCUCCAGGUGGACAGGAAGUUUCCAGCAACACAAGGACCAGGCGUAGCUUAGAGACACAACCACAAAACAUUGAGGAGGAGUUGUUUUUGGGAGUCGGUCAAGUGGUGUUGGAGAUUAUAAAAAGUGUUCCAGAGCUGGAUAUGGUUUUCCAGAGCAUCCUCGGAACAGGCUUCCAGUCCAUGAAUUUUGCGUCACUGUCGCUUGAAAAUAUAGAAGAAUUCAUAGCCAAUGUCCUGAAAGAUGCUGAUAAACUCCAGAUGACUUAUCUGACGUUGCUGAAAGACCAGACCGUGGCAGGCGCUUGGCUUGGUCAAGUCGUGGACAGUGUGAUGGAAGUGAUCAUGAAGAUCCUGUCAACUGAUUCUUUAAAAUGUGAAGAUGUGUUGGGUCCCUUCGAAUGGCUCUUAAACUCAGAGAGCUUAAAGACCGAGGUUUGGAGAUCAAUGAUCUGUCAGAACACCUCUGCAUUACAAGAAGCGCUCCUGCUGGACUGGCAGCCGUUGGUUCAAAAGGCGCAAGACUUAUACGGUGUCCUCACAGGUCAAACACUCUCCAACGUGACACUUCCCAUGAUACUCUCUGAGUGGCACAGGUUGUACAACAACAGUCUGCAGUUCGUUGUGCUUUCCGACAGGCUGACCACGGAACUGGGUGGAGCUUACUGGAUGAACUGGAUGCCAGACAACAGCACUGUUGAUGUUACGGAGACUGUUCUACAAAGUGUUUUCUUUGUCAUGGUGAAUGUUGGAGAAAAGAUUGAGAAGAGUCCGCUGUGGCCUGAGGUAAAGGGCUAUUUUCACAUGCUCUACUGGAUUUCUAACUACAGGCCUGGACUCACAACUCAACCACCAAACUGUUCAAUGAGCUACGAUGGUGCCCUUCAAUGUGAUACUGGUUUGAAAUGGCCCCAGUUUGUUAAAACACUGACUCAGGCUCUAAUGUCACCAAACCAAGAUGUUCUGGUGAAUUUUCUAAAAGGAACAGUGAAUCUGUUGCAGUAUGUAUAUGGGGACACCUAUAAACAUCUGGCAGGUUCAUUUUUGAAACAAGAAAUCAAAGGUGGAGAUGCGCUCUCUGCCUACCUGACAAACCUGCUGGAAAACCUGGAUGUUUUCGUCAACACUAUCUCCCAGUUUCCUGACCAAAGCAUUGCUAACCCUAAUGUCAUGCUUCCCGUCAUCGGUCGCCUGCUGCAGUCCACCGGUCUGAAACCACUGCUGCCUCUUUUUUUGAGUGAUGGUCCACUCAAUGCCUCUUCAGUACUGGAUGUUGCCUCGAAGCUUGGCAGGCUCAACCAGCACAUUUUUACAUUCAAUGAGACAGACCCAACAAUGCCUGAACUGGAACGGUUGAUAAUGCAGUUUCUUUCCUUGGAGGGUAACCUCACCAUGUCUCUUCCUCACAUCAUGGGACACACACUGCUUACCUAUUCAGACUACUUCAACCCCGAGGAUGUAGCCCGUCUUAGAAAAGCCAUCCAGCCUUUUACCAACCAGACCUCAGCUGGCUUUGUGGAAGCCAUCCUUAGGGCCAUGGAGCUACUGAAGAGGGUGUUAGAUUCUCCAAACGGUGACCCAACUGACAUCAUUCUUGGGUACAUACAACAGCUUCAAGAAUUUGUGAUGUCUCUGUACAGACUGAGAAAAAUCCAACAUCUUCCGUUAUCAAGUGGGCAACUAAGAGCAGCACAAGUCACUGACCUCCACAUGCUCUCAAAGGACUUCCUUAGCCUUCUUACCCCAGAAGGCCUUAAGAACCUGACUCAGGCUGGACCAGAUGCUGCUCAGGACAUUGUUGCACAGAAAUUCAUAGCAUUCCUCCCAAAAGAGGUCCAACAGGAAGCUGCUCUCUUUCUAGAGGAUUUCAAAGUUCUGCAGUAUCACAUAAUCCAAUGUGCAGCAGGACAAAACUGCUUGGCUGGAGUCUCAGAAAUCUUCAUGUUCCUUGAUCAGAUAUUGGACCUGAUGCUUUCAGCUGACGGUUCUGUCAAUCUUACAUUAUCUGCUACCAACUCUGUGCUGAAGAAACAGGAGGAUGGGGAAAUUGCAUCCCUGGUCUUCUCUCUUCUCCUGUCCUCUGAUGAUGCUGCCUAUGUGGAAACAUUCAAACAGUUUCUUCAUUUCAUCCGAUUGAUCAUGGCUACACCAAAUAUUAGUGUGUCUGAUGUUCAGAAUGCUCUGCGACAGUCAAACCUAACCCUUGAGGAGCUGAACAACAUCGCUGCCCAAGCUGGAGCUGCCAACAUAAAUGACCUGAUGGUGGAUUUAAUGGAGAUUAUCAAAGUCCGCCAGUGCUUCGAACCACAGGAUAAGCCCAUGGUGACAGCCCAGUGUGUUAUGGGCCUGAUAAAUGGUGUCAGCAGUUUCCUGUCAAACCUACCGGUCCUCCGUAAUGAGACAGCCAUCCUCUCACUCAUUCCAUCAAUCGUGAAUAACACUAUCAGUGAUGUCCUCCAGGUUGAUUUCAGCCCCAAUCCUCAAAUGGUUAUCGCACACACCCUGAACAGCACCCUGGCCAACAUCAAGAUUAACAUCCAGCAGAACCACCUGUCAACUCCGGAGAUCAUGAAGGAAAUCAUGGUGAUAGAGGGUCUGAUACAAUUGAUCGCCAUCUCAGAACCCUUUGACAAUUUGAACUCCACCUUGAUGAUGGACCCUAUGUAUGCUCAGAAGGUGUAUCUGGAGAUCAUAGAAUGGUACUUCAAAAAACUGGAAAACAUCUCAAGUACAAGCUCAGUCUCAGAGCUUCUCCAUCCUUUUUUGUACCUCACACAAAUGCAAGUGACAUUACAGCUGACACAGGUGGAUUUCUCUUUGUUCGUCAGAAACCAGGUCGAGUUGUUGAUGAAUAUCCUUCAGAACCCAAUAGAUGCUGCAGGGAUUGGUCAAAUUGGCCAGACCACAGUUGAGCUUCUCCAACGUCUUUUUGAAUUGAUAAUGGUCAACCUAGAGACUCAGAAUGAAAUCCCAGGUACACAGUACACAACCAUUCUGCAUGUCACCAAGCUCCAAGUUCAGCAAUACAUCAACCUCAUACAAACAUGGAUGAAACAACCCAAUGUCCCGUUGGUCCUUGAAAGUAUGCUCCAAUGGGCAAACCCAUACAUAAAUAUCUCCACCCCUAUGACAGACAUCCAUCAACUGCUAGAGACAAUAGUCAAUUUUGUCAGUGCUGAUCAAAAGGCCUACCUCUCCAUCAUUAGGAAUAUCACACAGUCCCUAAGUAAAGCCCUAAUGGUGGCAGAGAAACCUGGUGGACUACAGAGUGAACAAUUUUCAGCCGCCAUCUUGGAAGCGAUCCAAAGUGCUUUGCAUAUCCUGAGCGCAGCCACAGGCCCCCUGCCGCCGUAUGUACAGCAGAACAUCCUGGAAAUUGUGCAAGACUCACUGAAGCUGAUUCUCGAACCAGACAUGAGUUUUGCCUCAUCACGUAACAUCUCCAUCCUCAUCCUCAAGAAAGCUGAGAACCUCAUUGAAGUGAUAAUACCACAGCCGUUUGCUGAAUAUGUGCUUGCUGUAGUCAAAUUAGCAACCACAUAUUUUGAGAGCAUCUCCACAGCCAAUGGACCAAACAGCUUGAAUCAGUUGAUUCUGGAUGAGAUAAAAACAGUGCAGAGCCUCCUGCCACCAAACAGCACAGCCCAGGCCUACAUCUCAUUCCUCAUUAACAGAAACCUCCUGGAAAUUGUGCAGGACUCACUGAAGCUGAUUCUCGAACAAGACAUGAGUUUCGCCUCAUCACGUAACAGCUCCAUCCUCAUCCUCAAGAAAGCUGAGAACCUCAUCGAAAUGAUAAUACCGCAGCCGUUCGCUGAAUAUGUGCUUGCUGUAGUCAAAUUAGCAACCACAUAUUUUGAGAGCAUCUCCACAGCCAAUGGACCAAACAGCUUGAAUCAGUUGAUUAUGGAUGAGUUAAAAACAGUGCAGAGCCUCCUGCCACCAAACAGCACAGCCCAGGCCUACAUCUCAUUCCUCAUUAACAGAAACAUCCUGGAAAUUGUGCAGGACUCACUGAAGCUGAUUCUCGAACCAGACAUGAGUUUCGCCUCAUCACGUAACAGCUCCAUCCUCAUCCUCAAGAAAGCUGAGAACCUCAUCGAAAUGAUAAUACCACAGCCGUUUACUGAAUAUGUGCUUGCUGUAGUCAAAUUAGCAACCACAUAUUUUGAGAGCAUCUCAACAGCCAAUGGACCAAACAGCUUGAAUCAGUUGAUUCUGGAUGAGUUAAAAACAGUGCAGAGCCUCCUGCCACCAAACAGCACAGCCCAGGCCUACAUCUCAUUCCUCAUUAACAGAAACAUCCUGGAAAUUGUGCAGGACUCACUAAAGCUGAUUCUCGAACCAGACAUGAGUUUUGCCUCAUCACGUAACAGCUCUGUCCUACUGCUCAAGAAAGCUGAGAACCUCAUCGAAAUGAUAAUACCACAGCCGUUUGCUGAAUAUGUGCUUGCUGUAGUCAAAUUAGCAACCACAUACUUUGAUAGCAUCUCCACAGCCAAUGGACCAAACAGCUUGAAUCAGUUGAUUCUGGAUGAGAUGAAAACAGUGCAGAGCCUCCUGCCAGCAAACAGCACUGCCCAGGCCUACAUCUCUGUCCUCAUUAAUGUCACUCACUCCAUCUUGGAGUCUAGCCAAGGCAACAUGAGUCUCUGGGCUAGUUUUGAGAGUCCAUCAGUCGAAAAUUUGCCCAUCAUUUUCAGCCAGAUUGGGAAACUCUUGAGCACGCUUUGGCCUCUUAUCAUGGGAGGCCCAGGGUUAAAUACAACUGCUCCAUCUCUGGAGGGCUUUGCUCAUCUUGCACCAGUCCUAGAAGAGGUGAUGACUGGAAAAGCAGACCAAGAAACAUGGGACAAAUUUGAAAAGGUACUAGAGUCCCUUCUGUCAACCCUCAACGAAACAGAGCUGUGGGACGGCACCCCAUCUGUUAUCCCACAGUUUGAGAAAGUCAUAAGAAGCUUGGUGAACACUGUGCAAGCACAGAACGUGAUGAUACAAAGCCUUCAGAUGCCUGUGGUGACCCUGAUGACAGAAAUUGCACAAUCUGUGAACUCCACUCAUUUUAACUUGUCUGAGAUCUCCCAAAGAAUGCAGCCUGCCAUUGAACACACGCUGGAGCUAGCUGAGCAGGCUAAUGGGACGUUGAAGUGCAGUGAAGUUCUCAAAGUAUGGGAGCCCAUAAGAGAGGCGGCAGGGCUAAGCCCCUCCACCAUGUCUAUGUGGUGUAACAUCAACCUGCAGCCUGUUCUUGAGGCCUAUGCUGAGGCCCAGACUGUCUACGCCCCCAUGAACAUGAGUCACAUGGGUGUGGGACCAAUGACUAUCAGCGCCACAGCGGCCAGGAUUGUCGAAAGUGUACAGUCGCUCUACCAUGCCAACAUCAACAGCUCAAUUGUGACACAGCAGCUCAUCAUGGUCAUCAUCAGCCAGCUCUCUGGGUUUUCAGGCAAGCCUCUGAGGCCUGAGGCAGAGCUUCACUGGUACAAGCAGCUCCAAGAUAUUCAGCUGCUAAACAGUUUGAAUUCUUUCAAAAUGCUCUCAGACGAGCUGGAAGACGCGGCCCCAUUCAUCCAGCCUUACACUGAUGCAUUAGAGGAAGCACUGAGCCACAUCCUGGGCAACUACCAUCUUAUUCAAAACAGCAGCUCAUCCGAAGACCUCUUCAGGGAAGCAGCAAUGAUCUUCCUCUCCUCUGCAAACAUAACGUUGGACAACGACUUCUCUGGACUCGAUGAAGCAUCUCUAACUAACAUGAUAAAGGUAGCAGUUGAAUGGAUGAUUGACAUGCAGAUAUUUGGGAAUGAGCCUAUGGUUUACCAAGCCUUGGAGCAGUUUCUGGUAUCCAACGAAUCAAGCAUGAUUGUGCAGAAGGUGUCUGACAUGGUUGCAUGGUUGGCCUCCACUCAAUCAUCUGGACUUGAUCUGCUGACUCAGGUUCUGCCUAAAAUCUACGAAAUCAUCAGGCCUCUCUUGUCUCUCCUGACCCAGAUGGGUAUGGACAUGUCAGAUAACAUGGAGCUGUUUGAAGACCUAGCUGGGAACAUAAUAGCAAUGCUCAGGCAGUUGGUAAGCACCAGUGGUCUUCUGUCCCCCAAGGAUCAAAGACCAGGUAUGUUUUCGCAUGGAAUGAGUGGUGGUAACCAUACAACGAGGGUCCGACACAGACGCGAGGCCCCAUCGAUGCUGGCAAGGGAUCCCAUGGAUGACUUCGUAGACCUGUUCUACAUCGACUACCCUACUAUGUUCAAAGCCAUCUCUGUUCCUGUGUCUACAAAUGAAAUCAUGGAGACAGUCCAUGUGUUCUUUGCCAAUCCUGAUAUGAACGUUGUGGUGAAGGGAGUUACAAGUAACAUGCCGUGGGGCUUGAAUGCCUCUCGGGAAGAUACCAUUGAUGCUGCCCUUGGCCUGCUCUCCUUUGUCACUCUGCCGGGCACGUUUCAGAUGUCAUCAAUGAAUCUUCUGUCAAAUGCUGCUGCAAUGCUUCCUGAUGGCUUACCAUUCUCCUCAGUGCUUAAAAAUAUCACCAGAGUGCUUGCCGGUGAAUCUCAAGAGAACCUAAUGCUCAUGCAAGAGACCAUCCAAACAGCCAUUGAGCUCUUCCAGAUCAACCUGACGGACCCACAAUUCACCGAGCAACUCAGCCACCUGGGAUCCAAGGUGUGUGCCGUGGAGCAAACAGAGUCCGUGCGUCUGCUGAUGUGGUCCCUCUCCAUGGAGCCUGGUCAGCUGUGUGACACUAUUCUACCGAGCCUGCAGAUGUUGGUUGAGAGUCUGAUGAUGAACACAUCCUAUCUGAACGAUGCCAUCUUCCAGACUGUCAUCGGAGAACCUAAGACCUACAAAAUCGAUUCCGACUGGUCCUCUCUGUUGAGUCAAGGAUUGGGCUUUAACCCCAGCAACCUGACCUCUUUAAACAUUAACAUCACUGCGCCAGGAGUGGUGACAGUCGGUGAGAUGCUGAGGAAUAAAACAGCCUUCCUCAUUGAUGUUCAGAAACACAUGGAUUUCGAUCCAGCUGGUCUGCACCUGUUGAUGGAAACGAUAUUACCAAACAACAAUUUAGAGAUCCUGUCCUGGUUGGUCAACCUGCGUCAUUGCAGCUCCACAGCAGCUUUGAAAAUGAAAGAGACAGAUUUCGAAAUAUUGAAGACCUUCUGCUCCUUGUCUGUUGAUCAGUGGUACAGCUUCUCAAUGCUGAUGGCUCGCCAUCUCAACAUGGAGAAACUCAUCUACCGAAUGGUGUUGUCUGAAGAAUUGCAAGGCCUGUUUGGAGUGAUGCUCCAGAUGGCUGAGGUUAUAACCAACAUGAUGAACACGUUUCUUCCUGCCGUCGGUCAGCUUCAAUCCUUCAUGCUCUCCAUCCAAAACCUCAACCUGGGGGCCAACAAUGAAUUUGACCAAAUGGUAAGAGGACAGAGGUCAAGCAUCUCCAGCAAAGCUACAUUUGUCACCCUUUCUCGAGCGUUGUGCAGUAAAGGUAUCCUGGCACUGUUCGGAGCGUCUAAACUCUCCGCCAUCAUGGAAUCAAACUCCUCCUACCCCGACCAGGGCAGGAGGGGGGAGAUGAUUGAGAGGUUCAAGAUCCCACAGGAUGCCUCUCCCUUCUGUAUGAACAUGUACCUGGAUAUGGUCAACACCACAGGUGGAGCCAUCGCCUGGGCCUUCCUCAAACCAAUGCUGAUGGGUCACAUUUUGUAUACCCCUGACACACCUGUCACCAGGGCCAUAAUGGAGAAGGCUAAUUCCACCUUGCAUGAGUUUGGAAAUCUAAGGAAGUACUCCGAGGACUGGAUUGAAUCGUCCAACUACCUUUUGAAGUCUGCCGUGUUACUCAGCCAAACUUUGCCAAUGCUGCAGAAUUCCCUCGGCAAUUCCUUUGUUCAGAGAUUCAUUGAGAUGCAGACUGACAUCAAUGUCGACACAAUGAAGGAGACGCUCAGCAACUUCUCUAACAUGACGGUCAUGCUGGAGAAAAACAAACACAUAAUGAAUCAGGUCACCACCUUGUCCACCCUGAUGGUGAACCUCUCCUCCUGCAUCACAUUUGAUCGUUACCGUGGCUACGACUCUGCUGAUGAGCUCAACGCUGCAGCUCAGCACCUUGCCAAAAACCGGGAUCUCUACGCAAGUGUCAUCUUCAAGCUUCCCAAAGACAAGGACAAAUCCAACAAGCGUAAUGCCAGGGCUUCCUCAUCCACAUCCACCCUGCCUCCUAAAGUCAGCUACACCAUCCGCAUGCACAUGGACAACGUGAUGCGUACAGACAGGGUCCGUGACCCCUAUUUUAUGAAAGACCACCACAUCUCGGCCCGACGGACGCUCCGCUACAACCGGGGCUUUGUGUACCUGCAGGAGAACAUCGAUCGGGCGAUCAUAGAGACCCAGACUGGACAGAGAAUUGCAGAGACAGCUGUCCAACUGCAGCCCUUCCCCUACCCCUGCCACUACAGGGAUGAGUACCUGGAGGCCAUCUCUUUUGUCUUCCCUCUCAUGUUGAUGAUAGCCUGGUUGUUGUUUGUGGCUGAUUUUGUGAAGAAACUGGUGCACGAGAGAGAGCUGAGACUGCAUGAGUACAUGAAAAUGAUGGGAGUCAAUCCGCUCAGCCAUUUCUUUGCUUGGUUCUUGGAGUGCGCCUCCUACUUGGUGCUGACCGUCUCCAUCCUCACGCUGGUGCUGAAGUACGGCCACAUUCUGCCCCACAGCGAUGGCUUCCUCCUCUUCUUGUACCUCUGCAACUACAGUUUGAGCAUCCUGUCCUUCAGUUACCUGGUCAGCUCCUUCUUUGACAAGACUUACAUCGCCGGCCUCAGCGGCAGCCUUCUGUACAUCCUCUGCUUCUUCCCCUUCAUUGUGGUCUUGGCCAUGGAGACAGAUCUCACCUUUUCCCAGAAGAGCGCCUUGAGUUUGUUCUCCCCAACCUGUUUCAGUUAUGCCAGUCAAUAUAUCUCUCGAUUCGAGUCCCAAGGAGAAGGCAUCCAAUGGAGUAACUCAUACACCUCGCCCAUACCUGGAGACACGGCUUCAUUCGGUUGGCUGUGCUGGCUGAUGCUCAUCGACUCCAUUCUCUACUUCAUCCUUGGGUGCUACAUCCGAAUGGUCUUCCCAGGGAACUAUGGCAUCGCUUCCCCAUGGUACUUCCCAUUGAAAGCCUCCUUCUGGGCCGACCUGUGCUGUUGCCUUAGGUCAAACAGUAAGGUGGGCCGAGGACUCCUCUUCACCAACAUCAUGCAGAAAAACCAGCCUGUGUUCUCCGAUGACAAGGGAAAAGGCCAGAACACUCUUUCCUCUCAGAUCGGGGAGGAUUUCUCAGAGCUACCAGUGGGCGUUGCCCUCCAUGGUCUCAGCAAGAAGUAUGGUGACCAAGUAGCUAUCCAAAACCUUAAUGUGUCCUUCUACGAGGGCCAUGUCACCUCACUACUUGGUCACAAUGGAGCCGGCAAAACUACUACCAUGUCUCUCCUGACUGGCCUUUUCGCCCCAACUUCUGGCACCAUCGAGGUGUACGGCAGAGACAUGCAGACCAACAUUGAUGACAUUCGCAAAGAGCUAGGAGUGUGCAUGCAAUAUGACGUCCUCUUUGACCACAUGACCACCAAGGAGCACCUCCUGCUGUAUGGCCAGAUCAAGGCCCCACACUGGUCACAAAAGGAACUGCGUGAACAAGUCCGCACGAUCCUAGAGGAGACAGGCAUGUACGCUCACAGACACAAGCUGGUGAGCACAUUGUCAGGAGGCAUGAAGCGCAAGCUGUCAAUCUCCAUCGCCUUCAUAGGGGGUUCUCGCUUAGUUGUUUUGGAUGAACCCACCUCAGGAGUCGAUCCAUGCUCCAGGCGCAACAUCUGGGACAUUGUUAUCCGGCACAAGAAACGGCGCACUGUCAUUAUGUCCACUCACCACCUGGAUGAGGCCGAAGUACUUAGCGACCGCAUCGCUUUCCUGGAGAGAGGCGGAUUAAAAUGCUGCGGAUCCCCCUUCCACCUGAAGGACAAGCUGGGUCAGGGCUACAAACUCACCCUAACCAAGAAGGUUCAGAACCUAGAGUCUGAGCGGAUUGACGAUGCUGACCUGAAGGUCUUUAUCCAAGCUCAUGUACCUGAAGCCAGACUGAAGGAGGCCCAGGGUGGCGAUCUGGUCUACUCACUGCCCCCCUUUAACUCAUCCAAUGCUUCCUCCUACCGCUCCCUCCUUACUGCGCUGGACGCCAACCUGGACACUCUGCAGCUGGGAGGCUAUGGCAUCUCUGACACCACCUUAGAGGAGGUGUUCCUCCAGUUGACUCAUGGAAACACAGAAGAUGGGGCUGAGGAUGGGCCGCUGUCUAUCUCAGAGACGGUUUCUGACACUGAUUCCAUUGACAGCUUCCCUUCAGACUCCAGUGGAAGCAUUUACAACUUUGGUGACAAGAUCAAGCUUACCGGAUCAUCCACGAUGAGCGGCAUUGCACUGGCCUGGCAGCAGAUGACAGCCAUACUGGUGAAGAGGUUCCACCACAGCCGCAGAGACUGGAAGGGCCUGAUCUCCCAGAUCCUGCUCCCUGUGCUCUUCAUGGUGUUUGCUAUGGGCCUGGGCUCCAUCAAGAGCGACUUGCAGCACUACCCUGAGAUGGAGAUCAGCCCUGCGCUUUACAACUUAGGACCGAGCUACUCUUUCUUCAGUAAUCAGAACCCCAGCACCUCUCAGCUGACAGACACCAUGUUGUCAUACCCCGGACUCGAUAACGCCUGCCUGGACAAGUCUAAUAACCCGGUGUGCACAAGAAGCACGAGCAGCUGGAGUUCCAUGGGGAACAGCUCCAAAGCAUUUAGUGUCUGUAAAUGCAGCCGUCAGGAACAGGUUUGUGAUGUGGACAACUUCCAGCCCCCCCAUAAAAAGAUCCCCUCAUCUCAGACUGUGUAUAACCUCAGUGGCAUCAAUGUGGAGAAUUACCUGGUGGCAACAGCAAAUGAUUUCAUCCGAAACAGGUAUGGUGGCUUUUCUUUUGGCGAGACACUCCCUCAAGACUUACAAAUGGAUUUAACAGCAGUGCCCAAAAACCGUACGCUGUCUAAGGUCUGGUACAACCCAGAGGGCCACCACACAAUGCCGGCAUACUUGAACAGCCUCAACAACAUCAUCCUGCGCUCCAAUCUUCCAGCAGACAAGGAUCAACGAGAAUAUGCCAUUUCAGUUUCCAGUCACCCCUAUUUCGGCCGAGCGGAUGAUGAAGAUUCAAUUGUCCAGGGAAUGCUCCAGAUCAUGGUGGCUAUGUGUGUGCUGACGGGCUUUUCAAUCACCAUAGCCAGCUUCGCCAUCUAUGAAGUCAGCGAGCACCACAGUGGCUCCAAGAGGCUCCAGCACAUCUCUGGCAUCAGUGAACCCAUGUACUGGGCUGUGAACUUCUUUUAUGACAUGGUCGUGUAUUUGAUCCCUGUGACCUUGACUGUAUGUGUGAUCGCAGCCUUCCAGAUUCCAGCGUUCACAGAGCAGCAGAAUUUGGGUGCUGUCACCCUGCUUCUGGUUCUCUUUGGGUUUGCUACCUUCCCCUGGAUGUAUCUUUUAUCAGGCAUCUUCAAGGAUGCAGAGAUGGCCUUCAUCGCCUAUGUGUGCAUCAACCUCUUCAUCAGUAUCAACACCAUCAUGUCCACCUCCAUCCUGUACUUCCUGAGUCAAAUUUCAUCCAGAAACGCUGAGGUCAUCCAGGAGAUCUUCAGGAGGCUGAGCGACGCCUUCCUAAUCUUCCCCCAGUUCAACUUUGGGAACGGGCUGAUGAAACUGGCCAGGAUCAACCUCGAAGUCCAGCUGCUCAGUGGCUACGGCAUUGAUGCCUAUAAGAACCCAUUCUCCAUGGAUGCCUUGGGUUGGAUGUUCGUCGCCUCCUUCAUCGAGGGCAUGGUCUUCUUCGCCCUGCGCCUCCUGCUCAACAGGUUCCUUAUACGCAAAGUCAGGAAUCUGAUCUUUGGCAGAAAGACGGUGCCUCAGGUGCCUUGCGAGAACGAGGAUGAGGAUGUUGUUGCCGAGCACCAACGGGUCUCCAGUGGAGCAGCCAGUUCAGACGUACUGCAGGUCAACCAGCUGAAUAAGGUCUACCAACAUCUCAAGAAGAAGGUCCAUGCUGUCAAGAAGAUCUCUGUGGGCAUCCCUGCAGGAGAGUGUUUUGGCCUUCUGGGAGUAAAUGGAGCUGGAAAAACUACCACCUUCAAGAUGCUGACUGGAGACGUGAGCCCAACGGACGGCACAGCACAGAUCAGGGACAGGGAUGGGCGCUUGGUAGACAUCAUGGAGUGCCGAAACGAGGGAAUUAACAUCGGCUACUGUCCCCAGGUGGAUGCAUUGGACAGUCUGCUCACCGGAAAAGAGCACUUGUACUUCUACGCUCGCAUUCGAGGCAUCUCAAAGAAGGAGAUAGACAGGGUGGUGAACUACCUGCUGAAGAGGCUGGAGCUGGCCUACCAUAAAGACAUGAUUACUGAUGGUUACAGUUGCGGCACCCGCAGAAAGCUUUCCACUGCGCUGGCUCUCAUCGGACAUCCUAAAAUCCUUCUCCUGGAUGAACCGAGCUCCGGCAUGGACCCUCGCACAAAGCGUCACCUGUGGAAAAUCAUCUCUGAAGAAGUGAAAGGAAAAUGUGCCGUGGUCCUCACCUCUCACAGCAUGGAGGAGUGUGAGGCACUAUGCAGCCGUCUUGCCAUCAUGGUGAAAGGUCAGUUCUGCUGCCUGGGCUCCCUGCAGCACAUUAAGAACAGGUUCGGCAGCGGGUUCACUGUGAAGAUGUACUUGGCAGAGGCCUCCUGCGACGCUGAGGCAAUCACUGUCUUCAUGCGAAGUCGAUUCCCCAGCACUUAUCUCAAGGACCAGCACUCCACAAUGGUUGAGUACCACGUACCAAUUGCUCCAGGAGGGGUGGCUGACAUCUUCGACCAGCUGGAGACCAACAAGAAUGCUCUGCAGAUCAAACACUUCUCUGUGAGCCAGACCACACUAGAUGAGGUCUUCAUCAACUUCGCUCAGGGAAACAUCGCCAUGGAAUCCCUUUCAAUGAGCAGUGAAGACGGAUCUGAUGACCUUGCCUCCAUCAAGGCAGUAGAAAUGUAGAAAUGCCAUUUUUUCCUGCUAUUUUGUCUGCGUCUACUGCGAAAUUAAAUACUAUCUGUUUAAAGUAAAUCUGCUCUUAAAAUAUAUGGUGACAUUUCUUUUUAAGGUUUUAAAAGUAAUGAUUAUUUCUUGAAAGUGUCCUGAUUGAUCCCAUACAGGGUAACAUACAUGUUUAUACUUAGCAAAAUAAAAUAGAAAAUGACACAUUCACAUUUGCAUACAUGCGCAAAUAAAAAAUGUUGAUUCAUGAAGUUUCCUGUUCCAGUUUCACACCUGUUUACCUUCUAUUAUUUGCGCCUCAUUAUUUAUGAAGGAUAACAUUAUUUGUGUAGGCUAUUAUUUUCUCUCAUUAGUUGGGCCAUUGUUUUACGCAAAUGAAGAAAGCUGUAUUUACUAUUUAAAAUCAUUUACAUUUGAAUUUAUUGUUGGGGAAACAUAAUCUUAAAGCAUUCAUACAGCAAAUAUACCUAUUGUGUAAAAAAUGUUAUGUUAACUCUAAUAUACAUGUCAUUUGUGCCUACUAUCAAAAGGACAUCCUGAAUGUGGACUUUUUUCAUGAUUAUGGACCAAUUUUUACGAUUCCAAUAAAGCUAUUUUUAAAUGUG
Molecule: messenger RNA, 15179 nt
Organism: Eleginops maclovinus (Patagonian blennie)
Lineage: Eukaryota; Metazoa; Chordata; Actinopteri; Perciformes; Eleginopidae
Gene: abca12
Product: ATP-binding cassette, sub-family A (ABC1), member 12
Exons: 74
Coding region: 196-14574 (4792 amino acids)
Biological process (GO): lipid transport; transmembrane transport
Cellular component (GO): membrane; intracellular membrane-bounded organelle
Molecular function (GO): ABC-type transporter activity; apolipoprotein A-I receptor binding; ATP binding
Source: RefSeq, a predicted model, not a curated record